This is a messenger RNA of Tachyglossus aculeatus (Australian echidna), 1024 nucleotides long. It is a transcript of the gene BCAS4, whose product is annotated as breast carcinoma amplified sequence 4. The record is from RefSeq and is a predicted model, not a curated record. Gene Ontology annotation, cellular component: BLOC-1 complex. The transcript has 6 exons. NCBI's taxonomy places the organism in Eukaryota, Metazoa, Chordata, Mammalia, Monotremata, Tachyglossidae. Bases 47 to 625 code for a protein of 192 amino acids.
GAGGAGCGGUCGGGCGGAGCUGCCAUCGGCGCCGAGGGCCCCGGGGAUGGAGCGGCCCCACAUGCAGCCGGCCGGGAGCCGGCACCCGCACCGGGCCGCCCCAGGCACCCCCGGAGGAGACCAGGCGAAGGAGGUGGAGACGGCCGUAGAAGAGAUGCUAAUCAGGCUGGAUGAGUUCUGCGGCCUAACCGACGUGAUCCGAAGAGACACUUCGCAGAUCCUGGACGAACACAUUCCGCUCAUUAAGGCCAAAGUGACGGAAAUGAAUGGCAUCUACACCAAAGUGGAUAAAUUAGAGGCGUUCGUCAAAAUGGUGGGACACCACGUCUCCUUCCUGGAGGCACAAGUGCUUCGAGCCGAGAAGGAUCACGGGACAUUCCCUCGGGCCGUGCGCAAGUGGCUGCAGUUGGCCAGCUUCCCACCCUUCCGAAAUAAGCCGUCGCCACCAACCCAGCCAACCUACGAACUCCCGACACUCUACAGAACCGAAGACUAUUUCCCUAUGAAUUAUGGAGGGCCAAGAAGGAGGGCAUUGGCUCUGAACGUGAAAUCAUCAGUCCUACCUGGGCCUCGAGUCCAGCCAGGAAGAGCUCUCACCUCCGGCAGACUGGGAAACAGUGACUGAAUGAAUCUCCAUUUUGCAGAUGAGAAAAAGGAGGCACAGAGAAGCUAAGUGACUUGCCCAAGAUCACACCACAGGCAAGUUCCCUCAUCCAGAUCAUGACCAUUAGGGUCACCCCAGGAGGGGGAAAAAUGGGAUCCGUGUUUCUCCUGCGGAUCACAUGGAAGUUCUUAAAGCAUUUCCCUAAUGUUGCCUCUUAUUUCUGCCUCUUAUUGGAGUAAAUCUCCGGCCCUCGCUCGCCGGCCUCAGUCCGUUUAUCCUGUCGUACUUCAGAUGGGCUGGGCCUGUUGGAACUUCCUGGACCUUCCCUCAGGCUGAAUCUCAAGAUUGGCUCACUUGGCAGUUUGCUUGGGCCAUUCUUUGGUCAGGAAGAGUUUAGGCUGAGAAACCCCUCUUGAAUUC